AUGUCUGCUAUACAUUCAAAAACAGUCGUUCCAGAUAAUGUUCUUUUGGCUAAUCGAAUUAGAAGCUAUCUUUCUAAUCCAUCAGUUUCGUGGAAACCGUCAACAGAUCAACGCAAAUUAAUUGGGCAUUUAUUGUUAAAUAGGCUUGUUCCUGCAACCUCAACUUGCAGCAAUAUUCUUGAUUUUGGGCUUAAAGUUGUUGGUUGUAGGGAUCCGAUGAGUGGAAGGCUUGGAGCUUUUGUUACUCGUGUUAGGCCUGGUUCUAUUGCUGAUACUGUGGGGCAGCUAAGAGCUGGUGAUGAAGUGCUAGAAUGGAAUGGCCAUCAACUUCAGAAUGCAAGCCCAGAGACUGUCUAUACAAUAGUUCAAACCAGCAAAGCAGACACACAAUUAGAAUUAAUUGUUUCUCGUCCACUAACCGGUGAUGGAGAUGAUUUUUUAAAUUUGGGUAGAAGAAGAUUAUUAGAACAACAACAACAACAAUUUUUAGUUAAUAAAAAUAUCCCACACUCACAAUCUUUAAUUUCUGCUACGCCUUUUAUUAGUGGUGGUGCUUCUAUGCAACAACAACAAAAACAUUGUUUUUAUUCGCGGGUCCCCUCUCCUUUUGUGCUACAACAACAACAACCCUAUAAUGAUGCUUUAACGGGCUUUUUUGAUUCUACUCCUUUUUGUUUUUCUCCUUCCCAAUUUAAUUCUGAUAAUGUUUCUGGAAUAUGUGGUCGAUUAGAGAUGGCUCUUUUAUAUUUACCACAAAAACGCGAAUUAAUUAUUUCUCUAAGUCGUGCCUAUGAUUUAUUACCACGUCCAAAUGAAAAUGAUAGAAAUCCUUAUAUUAAAUUAUUUUUGUUGCCGGAUAGGAGUGAAAGAAGUCGAAGGCAAAGUAAAGUGAUUACAGGGACGCAAAGUCCGGUGUGGGAGGAACACUUUUUUUAUGAAGAUUUAGAUGAGAAUGAAUUGGCUAAUCGUGUUUUGGAGGUCACUCUUUGGGAUUAUGACGCUUUCGAAUCACACUCGUUCUUGGGAGAGGCACUAAUUGAUUUAAGCCAAGCUCCAUUAAAUAAUCAACCACAUGUUUAUACUUUGCUAGAUAUGGAUGAUGAUAAUCCUAUUAGAGUGAGACUUCGAUACCAGCAAAGAAGGUAUUCUUCCUCACUAACCCCUCCAGCCGGUCAACAGCGUAGUCGUUCACAAAUGAAUUUUCCUUAUCGAACGCUUCCACAAAAUGCUUCUGCUUCAUUUGGCCCUUCGGAUAGAGGAAAUGUUUCUAAUAGAGAAUGGGAAAGCAAUAAUAAAGCAAAUAAUUCACUUUCUGUUCAUGAUCUGCCGCUUCAUUCUUCACGUUCUCGUCAUCGUUCUUAUAAUUCUGAUUUUCCUAUACAUUCGGAAGCCUUUAGGAGAGGGCGGCAUAAUUAUUAUGGAGACGAUGAAGAUUUUUGGGAUGAAGGAAGAAAUUUUGGGAGAAAUUCAAAACAUCGAAAAAAUAUUUGUUUAUCAGAUCAAGAGCAAGAAUGGGAAAUUGGAAGAAGGCGUAAAGAAAGGGAACAUAGUAGAGAACAUAGGCGUAGAGAUAGAGAACAUAGACAUCAUCAACAUCGUCAUGGAGAUAGGCAACAACAACACAACAAUGUUCGGGAUAGAAGGCCUCAAUCAGCUACAGCGCUUAGGAAUAUAGUUGAAUGGGAGCAGCGUCAUUCUUCAGGGGUUAAUAAUAGUCAAGAUUCUGUUUUCAUUGAAGAAAGGGAAGGAUAUCAAGAUUUGAAGCAAAAUAAUAAUAGUCGUAAAACAACACGGCAACAAGAAUUAAAAGAGCAAGAAUGUAGCGGAAGUCUGAUUGGAGGAGGUGGGGGUGGUGAAUAUGGCUCUGAUUGUUCUGCAGAAACUUUAAGUGUUAAUUCUGCUCAGAGUAUGCAAAAUAGGGCUUUACUUCGACAACAACAACAAAUCCAAAGAAUUCAACAACAACAAUUAAAACAACAAAGUCAGAGUUCAAACGAAGAUACAAAAAAUUAUGGAAAUGGAGGGGAUAUUAUAGAUUAUGAAGAAGAUGAGAGAUUUAUUGAACAACAACAGCAACAACAAUUAGGAAAUUUAGCUUCAAUGACGGCCAAGGAAAUGAAGGAUAGAAAAAAGUCUUUAAUGACAAGAUUAAUACCUGGAAGGAAUGGACCUAAUGACGCAAACAAAAGGCUAGGCUUUGCACGUUCUGAAGAGGUUGGUAUUCCUGGAGAAGGAGGGGGAGGGGCAACAACAACAGUCUCGACAACAACAUCAAAUACAGCAUUAGCCCCGCCUGAACUUAUCAAACAAAAUAGUAAAGAAUCUACUGACAGUUCUGACAAUUGGCUGCCUAUUUUGCCUGACCGACCACUCGGUUCAUUUAUGGAAAAUCUUGGCCCUGGGCAAGUUGUCGGACGCCAAGCACUUGGUGCUAUACCUAUGGGUGAACUGUUGAUUGGUUUAUCAGUUGAACAGGGAACUGGAUUGGUUUUGGAUAUUAGGGAGGCUAGAGAAUUGAAGAUUGGACCAAGAGGAGCUCCUGCUUCCUACGUCAAAGCCUAUUUAAUGGAAGGAAAAAAUUGUGUAGCAAAAGCAAAAACACAGCCUUCAAGAACACGUUCUGCCUCUCCCAGCUUUCGCCAAAAAUUAAUUUUCAAUGAGAAUUUGAGAAAUAAAAUGCUUCAAAUAACUGUAAUUGGGGAUUUUGGACGUUUAGAACGUAAAAUAUUUAUGGGAGUAAUUCAAAUUGCUUUGGAAGAAUUACAGCUAGGAGGAGGAAAUAUUGUUGGGUGGUAUAAAUUAUUUGAUAGUGAUAGUUUAAAUGGAGCAAGUUGUCAGCAACAACAACCUGUGAGAAAAGAAAGCGGAGUAUCUUCUACUUAA
This is a messenger RNA of Meloidogyne enterolobii, 2883 nucleotides long. The record is from the annotation of a GenBank genome assembly. Lineage: Eukaryota; Metazoa; Nematoda; Chromadorea; Rhabditida; Meloidogynidae.